UCAAAGAUAGCUAUAAGCGUAUUGGCAACAUGCGUAAUUGUUUCUGUUUAUUUUGAUUUUGGCGCGGGUAACUUCAUUGAGUUUUGAGGUUUUAUUCGUUCAAAAUACGUUCGGUUAAAACUUAUCUCAAAUCAAAACCGAAUAUUGAAAAUGAUUCUUACAAAAAAUGAUAUGUUUCAUAACUGUGAGAUUAGAGUAUAUGAUAGACCUUCCUACAAGUUCGAAAAUUUAUGUCAUAAAUAUAUUAACCGUGAUCGGUCUUUUGAUAGACAAUUUGCAGUUUCUUAUACUGCAAGACUUAAAUGCUCUCUUCCUCUACUGCAAAAGCAGGUGAAGAAUAAGUGGGGUUCAUCAUCAAAUGUAAAACAAUUAAGUGAUAUUUUGGCAGAUGAGCAUGUGAUUGUGAUAGGUACAAUAUUUAAAAUGAUGGAGCUACAUCCUACUAUAUUAAAGGAAAUAAGUGAAGAGCAUAACAUGAUACCACAACCUGUAACAGAACACUAUACUAGUGAUGACGAUUAUGUUAUAUUAGAAGAUGAUACACAACGAGUUAUGCUGUGUGGAAAUAUUGAUCCUCAUGCUUUUGUUACUGGGGUAAACAUAGCUGUUUCUGGUUACACAGAAGAAAGUGGAAAAUUUUUUGUUGAAGAUGUUUGCCACCCAUUUGUAGCUAAUCCCUUGAGUUAUCCUGUUUUCACAGAUGAUAAGUAUGUGCUAUUUAUCUCUGGACUUUGUUUUUCAAAUGCAAAUGUCACUUUUCCCUUGCAAACUUUAAUUGAUUUAAUUAAUGGAAGCCUGGGAAGUUCUCCGGAUCACGAAAAGUUUUCUAAACUUGUUCGAGUUAUAAUUGCUGGAAAUAGUAUUGGCCAAAGCUUGAAAGAUGCCCAUAAAACGAAUAUUUUAACCCGGAAAUCUAAAGCAUCAACAAUUGAAAGUGUAAAGCUAAUGGAUGAUUUUCUUGUUCAAUUAGCUACAUCUGUGGAUGUUGAUUUAAUGCCCGGAGAAUCAGAUCCUACAAAUCAUUUAAUGCCUCAACAGUCUUUCCAUCCUUGUAUGUUUCCCAGAUCUUCUGCUUAUUCUACUUUUCAUGUUGUGACAAACCCAUAUGAAGCCUGUAUAGAUGGUGUCAAACUCCUGGGAACUUCUGGCCAAAAUAUAAAAGAUAUCCAGUCUUAUAGCAGUUUCUCAGAUACUCUGGAUAUAAUGCAUAAGAAUUUAGAUUGGGGUCAUUUACUACCUACAGCACCUGACACAUUGAAUUGUUAUCCAUUUCCUGACAAGGAUCCUUUUAUUAUUACUGAAUGUCCUCACAUUUAUUUUUCUGGGAAUGCUUCCAAAAUAGCAAAAAGGUCCUAUGAUGAUAAGAAUGUGAUGAUGAUAUCUAUUCCCAAGUUUGUAGAUACAUUUUCUUGUUUGCUUUUAAACUUAAAGACUUUAGAAGUAGAACCACUGGUAGUUGGAGAAAUGGCUUUGUAAUUCUAGAAAAUGUUUGAAGUUUUUGUAACUUAUAUUUAUAUAUUUGCUUUUUUAAUAAACAUGUUAUUGUAGUGUUA
This is a messenger RNA of Parasteatoda tepidariorum (common house spider), 1553 nucleotides long. It is a transcript of the gene PolD2, whose product is annotated as DNA polymerase delta subunit 2. NCBI's taxonomy places the organism in Eukaryota, Metazoa, Arthropoda, Arachnida, Araneae, Theridiidae. The record is from RefSeq and is a predicted model, not a curated record. Gene Ontology annotation, biological process: DNA replication; DNA strand elongation involved in DNA replication. Gene Ontology annotation, cellular component: delta DNA polymerase complex. Gene Ontology annotation, molecular function: DNA binding.